UUUCUCUCCUUAGUCAUAACGUGAAAAAGAAACAAUCCAUUCUAGCCCCGCUACUUCCUUAUUUGUGUCUGUUCAUCACGAUAGCAUGUUUAAAAUCAUACUUGCGUUUUCAUUCUGUUUCCUAGUUUCCAAAAUCUUCUGCUUAUGGAAUCCCUGUUCAGAGAAUGAACAAUCAUAUCUGUUUGAGGAGAAAUGGGGCAAUUGGAAGAAGGCUGCCGGGGAAUGUGAAGAAGCAGGAGGAGCUCUAGCCACCGUCAUCAGUGAAAACUGUACACUCAGGAAUCUAAAUGAAAAUUUGACCUACUUCAUUGGAGGUAUGAAUUCACCCUCUGGAAACUGGACAUGGGUAGAUGGUACUCAGAUGAACCAGAAACAUUGGGCUCCACAGGAGCCGAAUGACUCUGGAGGAGUUGAGGAUUGUUUACAAAUGUGGUAUAGAAAUGAUAUAUAUCAUUGGAAUGACAUCUCUUGUGACAGCGCCAUCUAUGGCGGAUACAUUUGUCAGAAGAAAUCGGAGACUAGAACAAGCAUUUUGUCAGGAAUAAGUGAACAACCAACAACAAUAACAACAACAACAUCAAAAGAGACAACUAUAGAACGGAUAGGUACAACAGCUUCAUAUUGUGAUGACUUGCGACACCAAGAAAAACAUGUGGAUUGUCUACAAAACAUUGAAAAGAUUGAUGAAAUGGUUGAAUCAGUUCUUAGAGGAAAUCUAUCAGAGAAAGAAACACUACUAGCGAUUAAAAGUGCACUGCAGAAAUUUCAAGAUAUUUCUAUCAAAAACGAACCCACUCCUGAAGAUUUGGACAGAUCCAUCAACUUUUUAGAUAAAAUUGUGAAUGUUUCUAGGAGAUUUAAUGUCUCAAUCCCAAGAAAGGUGAUUGUGACAACAAUUGACAACCUUCUUGCUGACAACCAUAGUGUCGCAUGGCAGAACACAUCCACAAAACAGGCAAGUGCAAGAGUCAAUAAGAUAUUCAGAUUGGUAGACAAGGUUGGCUUGCAUAUCUUGGAGACCAUCAAAGAGAACGAAACCAUGAAAUUUAACUCAACGACAAAUAUAGUUUUAACAGUUGCAAAGAUUCCAGCAAAACAAAGUGUAAAUUUCCCUGAAAACAGUAGCAUGUUGGGAUCAUCACUAGUGUUUCCUGUGCAGACUCAACGAUUUAAUCAAAAUAUCGCGUACCUUGCGGUAAAAUAUAAUACACUUGGAAACUUGAUUAACGACAACAAUAGAAAUAAAAAACAUUCAGAAUACAAUAUUUCUCCUGAUAUCAUGUCAUUAACACUCCGUGACCCUUUAUUUGGAGAAAGACUAGACCCUUCUUUGCAUUUAAAGUUCUUAGAACACGGGAAUUCCCACAAAUUGAUCAGAGAAUGUGUAUUUUGGGAUUUUGAUCUCAAUAACGGAGAUGGUGGUUGGUCAACACGAGGAUGUAAAUUACUAUCUACAGAUGAUCUUUAUCUUCACUGUGAAUGCAACCAUCUGACGAAUUUUGCGGUACUGGUUCGACCAUACUCAAAGAUGCAAGAGGAAGAUAAGGCGUUGAGUUGGAUAUCUAUAAUUGGUUGUUCGAUAUCCGUGUUUCUCUCUUUGCUGACAGCCAUAAUUUACAUUGUUCUUUGGAAAUCUAUUACAUGUGACGUCAGCAGAAUGGUCAAUAAGAUCACGGUACUUCUCUGUGUCAGUAUUGCCCUGGCGUACACGAUAUUUCUGAUAGGAGUGGACAAGAUCCAAUAUAAGGUCGGAUGUACUGUGAUUACAGCAUUGUUACAGUAUCUGUUCCUUUUUGUUUUCUUUCUGAUGCUGGCCCUUGGAUUGUACUAUUUCAGUAGCAUUUCACUGAUCAAAAUAUCAUUUUCAAAAGCAACAACAUUUCAAAGUAAAGCUAAUUUCUUCGGCAAAAUCAUCUGGGGGAAUUGUAACUGUUAUGCCAGCGUUUAUAACCGCAGUAACAUUUGGAGUUGUAUAUUCAAUGAACAAAGACUAUCAUUCAAAGACCAGUUGCUGGUUAUCACUUGAAAGUGGGGCUUUGUAUGGUUUCGUUGGACCUGUAGCUUGCAUUGUCCUGAUCAAUACUGUUAUUGUCAUUAUCCUCUCAGUGACUCUUUGCUCGAUUGGAUUCUCCCCACAAGAUACGACAAAGAACAGGAUAAUGUAAGUCACUUUGGAUUU
Messenger RNA from Saccostrea cuccullata (small rock oyster), 2179 nucleotides. Its product is annotated as adhesion G protein-coupled receptor L3-like. Gene Ontology annotation, cellular component: plasma membrane. Lineage: Eukaryota; Metazoa; Mollusca; Bivalvia; Ostreida; Ostreidae. The transcript is spliced from 20 exons. Bases 86 to 2026 code for a protein of 646 amino acids. Gene Ontology annotation, molecular function: G protein-coupled receptor activity. Gene Ontology annotation, biological process: adenylate cyclase-activating G protein-coupled receptor signaling pathway; cell surface receptor signaling pathway. The record is from RefSeq and is a predicted model, not a curated record.